AAUAAACACAGUUAUUGUUCUCAACUUGUUAUGUAGGUAGGUCAAUUUUUAACUCAUGUUUUGAUUUUAGACUCUUUGUCAUGCUACUCAUGUAAAAUACAAUGAUUUCAUCCGUACUACUGAAACUAGACAUAUGAAAGCUGUUUGUGAAUUUUGGAAGCGUUUAAACGCUAGUGGUAAUCUUUAUCGAAGCAAAUAUUCUGGUUGGUAUUGUAUUUCAGAUGAAGCAUUUUAUACGCCAUGGGAAAUUGAUGAAACCAGCUUAUCAGGAGUACCUGUGUCAAAAGAAACUGGUAAUCCAGUGGAAUGGAUUGAAGAGGAGAAUUACAUGUUUAAACUGUCUUCAUUUAAAAAUGAUUUACACAAAUGGCUAGAUUCAGGAGUAUUUCCCAAGUCAUCCAAUCAAUUAGUUUGGAGUGAUAUAGCACAUAAUAUGGUGGAUACUUCUCAAGAUAUAUCUAUUUCAAGACCAAAAAGUCGUUCAGAUUGGGGUAUACAUGUUCCUGGUGAUAAUGAACAAAUUAUUUACGUAUGGUUCGAUGCUCUGAUUAACUACUUAACAGUUACAGGCUUCCCAUGGUCAAAUGUUAAUGAUGGUAGUUUUAAACACUCUAUCUGGCCACCAGAUGUACAAUUUUUGGGAAAAGAUAUAAUACGAUUCCAUGCAGUUCUCUGGCCUGCUUUAUUAAUGGCUGUCAAUCUGCCAUUGCCACGACGUCUAAUUUGUCAUCAUCAUGUACUUGUGGAUAAUGUUAAGAUGUCUAAAAGUAGAGGUAAUCAGAUCGAUCCGAUUGUUGAACAGUCUGCUUUACUGUCGGACGAAUUAAACAACAAUGUUACAACACCUGCUGAAUCAGAUCUUCUUCGUUAUGUUUUGCUUCGCCUUCCUUUGCUUACAUCUGAUGGUACUUAUAGUCGUGAAAUGGCUCGUAAAAUGAUUAAUACAGAGCUUGUUAAUUGGAUUGGAAAUUUGCUUUCUCGUAUCACAUCUGAAUCUCUUAACCCUGAACAGUCUAUCAUUCAGAUUAAUCGUAAACAGGUUGAUGAUAUGUUUCACGAUGAUAAUUCGGAUAUGGAAUUUUUUGACAAUCUAGAUAAUAUCUCUCAUCAUUUUGACAAACUUUGGUGGUAUGAAGCUCAACCUCAUAGGGCUAUAGAGGAAGUUUUGCGCAUUAUUCGACAAGCCAAUACAUUUAUCACUCGUCACAGUCCAUGGACCGAAAAAGAAUUAUUAAAAAAGCAAUUUAUAUUAUCAGUAGUAUCUGAAUCAUUAAGAAUAUGUGCAUUACUUCUACAACCGGUUAUUCCAAAUUUAUCAAUUCGAUUGUUACGUCGACUUGGAAUAUAUUAUGAGGGGAAAAAAAAACAAAACCAAUCGUAUAUCAGUGGUGAAGCACGUGUUCUAGGUGAAAAUUCUGGAAAAUUUCUCCGUAAAAUUAAAUAGUUUCAUCAAUAAUAAUAAAUUAUACUUUUUUGCUAUGUAAAUUCUAAUCUUAAUGUCAAAUAGUAUCCUUUAGUGGGUUGUUUGUCCCCUAAUCGUAAUGUAUAUACUGUGUUAUUCUGGUAUGGCCGAGAGUGGGCCGGGACCGCCCUCCCUCUCGAAAUGUUCUCACGCGUACACAGCCUCUGCAAGGGAAGUCUUACUCACUGCCUUCUCGUGGCGGGGAUGUUUACGAAAAUGAGAGGACGAAAAGUGAAUGUCCGGCGCUAUUACCGGAUCCCAAACCAAUGGUGCACAUGAACUCCAGUAUCCUGAAGGAACAAAUGGCGUAUGAACCAAUUUCUUGGUCACCGGCUUCCAUGGGACUGCAUCU
Schistosoma spindalis is the source of this 1814-nucleotide messenger RNA. The record is from the annotation of a GenBank genome assembly. Lineage: Eukaryota; Metazoa; Platyhelminthes; Trematoda; Strigeidida; Schistosomatidae.